CUAUUUGCUGAGAAAAGUACAGACGAAAUGACCUCAGAAAGCAAGAUGGUUCUGCUCCUCCUUAUCGGUUGCCUGAUCAUGCAGACAAUCAACGCCCUGCCCUUUGAUAGAUUCAGCCGGGAGGAUGAUGAACGGCUCAACGAGGUCAGUGGAGAGUGGUUAAAAAGGCCCAUACUCAGGUUGGAUCGCCUCUUUAGCAGCGGAGAAUCGCCGACGGGAAGUCGGAAAACGGUGGUCAGACCUAGUAGAAGCGAUAAGGGUGAAACCACGGAGAGUUCCAAGCACGCCCACUCCAUGAUCACUUCGAUGCUCGGUUUUGUCAGCAGUGUCAUCAACUUUGGCAGGUCCUUCGUAAGGGACCAAUAGAAGCUAUCCUAGUCUAAAAAUAUAUCUAUAAAGUUUAUAGAACAAGUCUCGUGAUUCCAUUUGCCAAAUGUUGUAGUUGUAACUAAAGUUAAGGUUCCAAAGAGAAAUAUAAUAUCAUGGAGGAAUUGAAACUUCGUUCUAACCAAACCCCAUUUUAUUUAUUGAUUAUAAGUUUUAUAAUUAUAUAUAUGUCUUAAAUCCGACUUUUUUAUUUCUAAAAAUAAAUUGAAAUUAAAUUUA
Drosophila rhopaloa is the source of this 606-nucleotide messenger RNA. RefSeq lists its product as uncharacterized. The transcript has 2 exons. Lineage: Eukaryota; Metazoa; Arthropoda; Insecta; Diptera; Drosophilidae. Bases 28 to 366 code for a protein of 112 amino acids. The record is from RefSeq and is a predicted model, not a curated record.